AUGGAUGCAUAUGAUAUUUUUAAGAAACUUACAAAAGGUCUUACGUUUAAACGUCGGGUUUUAGGAGCGAAUAACAAUAAUCAACAGGACUCAUUAAAACGAAAAACUCCUCAUAAUAAACAUGAGCAAAUCAAACAGGAACCAGUAGAAGAAAAAGAAGAAUUUGAGGAUAUAGAUGAAUUAGAAAAUGAUUCCCAAGUUAAAUCAGAGUCUGAUGAUGAAGGUUCAGGAAGUGACAAGGACUUAAUGUUAGUAAAAGAUGGAAAUGUAGAAAAGAAAAAAGAUAAGAAAAAGAAAUCAAAAUUAUCAUCUGAAGAGUUAAAAAAGAAACUUGAAUUGGAAGAGCAAAAUCAUUUUCGCAAUGAACAUGGAAUCAAAGCAGUUGGUCGACAUAUACCUAGUGCUUUAAAGCAUUUUACAGAAUUAACUAGUAGAUACAAUGUACCUAAAGAACUCAUUGAUACAGUGAGAGAGUGUGGAUAUUCAGAACCAACUCCUAUACAACGGCAAGCUUUACCUUGCCUAUUGGAAGGUCGUCAAAUAGUGGCCACUGCACCAACAGGGUCGGGUAAAACUGCUGCAUAUCUGGUACCCCUCCUGCACAUCCUCGGGGCACCUCAGGGUGGUCCGAGAGCCUUAGUACUUUGCCCCACUCGUGAACUGGCUAACCAAAUCUACAGGGAAGCCCUUAGAUUAUCAGUGAGCACACAAUUAAGGUGUACUGUCAUCAAAAGUGUGAAAGAGAAGAAAGUAAAAGAACGAGAGGCUACUUUUAGAAAAAGUGAUUUAGUAAUAAGCACACCAAACCGUUUGUGCUAUUUGCUUAGUCAAGAAAACGUUGGCAUCAACUUGGACAAGGUCCAAUGGUUAAUAAUAGACGAAGCUGACAAACUCUUUGAAGGAACCACCGAGGAAGUGGACACUUUCAGACAGCAGUUGGACCAAAUCAUCAAGUCGUGCAAGUCCAAGCUUGCAAUGUUCAGUGCGACACACACGCCCACUAUCGCGAAGUGGGCGAGACACAAUAUGAGAGGGCUCAUUAAUAUUACUGUUGGGCUUAGGAAUGCAGCGGUCAGCACGGUGGAGCAGGAGCUGAUGUUCUGUGGCAACGAGAACGGCAAGCUGGUGGCCUUCAGGCAACUUGUGCAGAAAGGGCUCAAACCACCUGUACUAGUGUUCGUUCAAAGUAAGGACAGAGCGAAGCAACUGUUCAAAGAACUAAUUUACGAUGGGAUCAACGUAGAUGUCAUACACGCGGACAGGACGCAGGCGCAGCGAGAUAACGUAGUGCGUAGCUUCCGUACAGGACGUAUUUGGGUAUUGAUAUGUACUGAGCUGAUGGGACGUGGGAUCGAUUUUCGAGGGGUUAAUUUAGUCAUCAAUUAUGACUUCCCGCCCUCAGCCAUUGCUUAUAUACACAGGAUAGGGCGUGCGGGGCGCGCGGGGCAAAGUGGGAAGGCCAUCACGUUCUUUACUCAAGAUGACGUCGUCAAUCUUAGAAGUAUCGCAUCAGUGAUGAAGCAGUCCGGCUGCGAAGUGCCCGAAUACAUGUUGAAGCUCAAACAGAAUCCCAACAAGCGGAAGAAAUUGUUGAAAAAAGCACCGCAUAGAGAUAAGAUAUCUACAAUAUUGGAAAAACCUGAGAAACGAAAACUCGAAGAUCAAGAUGCUGAGGCAGAAGCGACGAAAGAUACAGACAAAGUUAAAAAUAGCAAAUUUAAAAAACUUAGGAAAAUUCAAAAUGGCGAAGUCAAACCACCAAUGAAAGGAAACAGACAGAAACCUAAAGAUAGAAAUAAAUCUCAGAAAUUAGAAAAGAUUAAGCAGAAAAAGAAAUUUGCCAAACCUAGUGCU
Messenger RNA from Brenthis ino (lesser marbled fritillary), 1854 nucleotides. NCBI's taxonomy places the organism in Eukaryota, Metazoa, Arthropoda, Insecta, Lepidoptera, Nymphalidae. The record is from the annotation of a GenBank genome assembly.